This is a messenger RNA of Dunckerocampus dactyliophorus (ringed pipefish), 936 nucleotides long. RefSeq names its product proteasome 20S subunit beta 4 (gene psmb4). The transcript has 8 exons. Gene Ontology annotation, cellular component: proteasome core complex. The record is from RefSeq and is a predicted model, not a curated record. NCBI's taxonomy places the organism in Eukaryota, Metazoa, Chordata, Actinopteri, Syngnathiformes, Syngnathidae. Bases 21 to 788 code for a protein of 255 amino acids.
AUUUCCGGCAAACAUCCAACAUGGACGCCAGCGGUCUGAAGCUAAACUUCUGGGAGAAUGGACCUAAACCGGGCCAGUUUUAUUCAUUCCCGGGCACCAGCAGUGUUGGAUGUGGUCCUGUUCGACACACACUGACCCCCAUGGUCACUGGAACGUCAGUGCUGGGGGUGAAGUUCACAGGUGGUGUCGUCAUAGCUGCUGACAUGUUGGGUUCAUACGGCUCACUGGCAAGAUUCCGCAACAUCUCCCGCCUCAUGAAGGUGAACAGCAGCACCAUCCUGGGAGCUUCAGGAGACUACGCCGACUACCAGUACCUCAAAAAGGUCAUCGAGCAGAUGGUCAUAAACGAGGAGCUGCUGGGGGACGGUCACAGCUACAGUCCCAAGGCGGUCCACUCCUGGCUCACCAGAGUCAUGUACAACCGCCGCAGCAAGAUGAACCCUCUGUGGAACACCGUGGUCAUCGGCGGCUUUUACAACGGAGAGAGUUUCCUUGGUUAUGUAGACAAGCUGGGCGUGGCCUACGAGGCCCCCAUGGUGGCAACUGGCUUUGGUGCCUACUUGGCUCAGCCUCUGAUGAGGGAGGCGUGUGAGAACAAGGCGGAGCUGAGCAAACAGGAAGCGCGAGAGCUGGUGGAACGUUGCCUCAAAGUGCUCUACUACAGAGAUGCUCGCUCCUACAACAAAUAUGAGAUUGCCAUAGUAACAGAGGAGGGCGUCGAGAUCAUCGGACCUCUGUCUUCUGAAACCAACUGGGACAUCGCUCACAUGGUCAGUGGCUUUGAGUGACCACCAGGGGGAGGAAGUCUUCAAGUUUCUCAUGCAACUGUUUGCUCCCCAAAAAAUUCGUGUCACUUUUGUAUCAUUGAAAAUAAAUGUGUUAAAUGAAAAAUGACAUUGUUUUUGGAAAGAUGUGUUUGAAUAUAAAUGCAGUAGC